AUUCAACUUAUCUUCAUCUCCUAUGCAGACCAUCAACCGCUUUAUCUAUGGACCAACCGCUGAGGAGAAGGUUCGGGCAUGGCAAGCCAUGUUGCGCUCCGAGCAACGGGUCAUCGACCGGGAGAUGAGGCAGCUUGAUACGGCGACCAAGAAGGCGCAGCAGACAGUGAAGCAGCUCGCCAAGAAGGGCGACACCAAGUCCGCGAGAAUCAUGGCGAAGGAGGUUGUGAGGAGCCACAAGCAGAUGGACCGCCUUUCGGUCAGCAAAGCCAGACUAGGAUCGAUCAGCAACCAGCUUCAGCAACAAAUGGCUAUGAUCAAGGUCACGGGCUCGUUGCAGAAGUCUACCGAGAUCAUGAAGCUUUCCAAUGCCCUUGUGAAGUUGCCUCAGAUCAGCCAGGCAAUGCGGGAGAUGAGCAUGGAGAUGACGAAAGCGGGUAUCAUGGAAGAGAUGCUGGACGAUACUCUCCAAAUGGACGAUGACGAAGAGCUAGAAGAGGAAGCCGACGCCGAGGUCGACAAAGUUCUCUAUGACCUUACAGAAGGCAAGCUCGGACAGGCCGGUACUGUCAAGGAAGAGCUUCCGUCAUUACAGGACCAGGCGGAGGACGAGGAGACGGAGAGGGCGAUGGAGCAGUAUCGGCAGCAGUUGAACGGGCUCUUGAGCGGAUGAUACCCACGAUAUACACUUGCUUACUCUCACGUUCGUACGCCCUGUAUCAUAUCUCGUUCGUGUAUGCUGUAGUAGAUCUGGAACCC
Messenger RNA from Dichomitus squalens LYAD-421 SS1, 759 nucleotides. RefSeq names its product vacuolar sorting protein Vps24. The transcript is spliced from 5 exons. The record is from RefSeq and is a predicted model, not a curated record. Bases 23 to 673 code for a protein of 216 amino acids. Lineage: Eukaryota; Fungi; Basidiomycota; Agaricomycetes; Polyporales; Polyporaceae. Gene Ontology annotation, biological process: late endosome to vacuole transport; protein transport; endosome transport via multivesicular body sorting pathway. Gene Ontology annotation, cellular component: ESCRT III complex; multivesicular body.